AAUGCAAAAGGCGGCUAUAAACUGGAAGACUCCAUCCCCGGAAUUCCGGGACAAAGUUAUCCAAAUUUUGACAAAAUUCCUGAAACCAGUUUUGAUUGUAGAAGGCAGAAGAACCCAGGUUACUAUGGCGAUGUUGAGUCACAAUGCCAGGUUUUCCAUGUUUGUCAAGCCGGCGGCAGGCAGAAUUCAUUCCUUUGUCCUGUUGGAACCAUUUUCAACCAGGAAAGCUUCGUGUGUGAUUGGUGGUUCAACGUCAAUUGUGGCGAGGCACCUUUCCACUACGAACGGAAUGAAAAUCUUUUUAGGGGAUCUGACAUCGGAAUAGACGGUUCAAAAAUAAAAAGAAAAGGAGAGCAAGGGAACUUCAAAGGCUCCGAUCAACCGCCAGCAGUUGGAAUUCCAACAUGGAGUACCCAAGGUGGGGAUGGUAACUGGGGUAUGAAAGGUGCAAUGAACCAAGGUGGGCAGCAAGGACCCUGGAGAAAUCAAGAAAGUUCCAACAAACCACAGGGAAGACCAAAUACAAAUGUCAGUGGAAGAGGAGGCCAAAACAAAGGAUCUGGCAGGAAUAAUGCUGGAGGCAAUUGGCAGAACACUGGAAAUCAAGGAGGGCAAAACAAAGGAUCGGGAAGAGGUAAUGUUGGAGGGAAUUGGCAAAACAGAAGAAAUCAAGGAGGUCAAAACAAAGGAUCAGGCAGAGGCAAUACUGGAGUAGGUAACUGGCAGAACAGUGGGAAUCAAGGAAGUCAGAAAGGAUUUGGAAUGACCGGUAAUAUGAAUCCUGAAUGGGGUAACCAAGGAAAUAUCCCAGGAAGAAAUAAAGGUGUUAAUAAUCAACCUAGACAAGGUAGAGGGGUCCAGAAGGGAGGCAUAUCGGGCGGUAAUAACAAAAUGCAAAGACGAAGUGGCUUGCCUCCAAAUGGUCCUGUUAAUAUUCAAGGACAAAAGGGUCAAGUUGGUGGUGGAAAUUUUGGUAUGGGGAAUCAAAUUACGAAAGGAUCUACAGAAAGAGGAGGAAGCUUCAGUGCAAACAGUUGGAGCAUGGGUGCACAAAACUUCCAGUAUUCAUUCAACGAAAAAGGGAACAGUUUGCCCAAUAAUCCUAACCUCAGAGUUGGACCACCUUCUUUGCAAGAUAAUAAUUCUUGGCAAGGAUCUGAUAACUACCAACCUGAAGGACACAUUAAAGGCGAAGAUGGUAACGGCAACUGGAAUAGUGCAGGAGAUAUCAACCAGUGGGGUAAUAGGAUUGGUCAUUUUCAAUCUGAAUUAGGAAAUAAUAAUGUGGGUGGCCAUGAUAAUUGGAAGCCCGAUUAUGAUGAAGGUAAUAGCGAUUCCCUCAAUUUUAAUGAUAAAGGUUCCUUUGAAGGACAAGCUGGCGAAAAUGACUAUGAUUACGUAUGGAAUUCUUGA
Argiope bruennichi is the source of this 1413-nucleotide messenger RNA. RefSeq lists its product as uncharacterized. The record is from RefSeq and is a predicted model, not a curated record. Gene Ontology annotation, cellular component: extracellular region. The transcript is spliced from 2 exons. The annotation marks the transcript as partial. Lineage: Eukaryota; Metazoa; Arthropoda; Arachnida; Araneae; Araneidae. Gene Ontology annotation, molecular function: chitin binding.